Molecule: messenger RNA, 1663 nt
Organism: Cynara cardunculus var. scolymus (artichoke)
Lineage: Eukaryota; Viridiplantae; Streptophyta; Magnoliopsida; Asterales; Asteraceae
Product: cytochrome P450 CYP72A219-like
Exons: 5
Coding region: 1-1551 (516 amino acids)
Molecular function (GO): monooxygenase activity; heme binding; iron ion binding
Source: RefSeq, a predicted model, not a curated record
AUGGAACCGGCAACGGCGGUUGUUUGUGUUGUUGGAGUAGCAUCGGCGUUGGCGUUAUAUAUAUUGAAUUUGUUGUGGCUAAAACCAAAAAAGAUCGAGAAGUCUCUAAGAGAUCAAGGACUAAAAGGUACUCCAUAUCGACUGGUAUUCGGAGAUUUGAAAGAGAUGGAGGAGAUGAUAAUUGAAGCCAAGUCUAAACCGAUGAGGAGUCUAACUGAUCAUCAUAUCGCUCCUCGUGUCUUCCCCUUCAUCCAUAAGUCCAUCGCUGCUCAUGGUAAGACUUGUUUUACAUGGAUGGGGAGAAGACCUCUGGUGCACAUAUCUGACCCGCUCAUGAUACGGGAGGUCUUGGCUAAUAAUUAUCAAUUUCAAAAACAAAGAGGAGGGAACCCGUUGACGAAGUUGCUAGCAAGAGGGUUGGUCGACGUUGAAGCUGAUCAAUGGGCUAAACAUAGAAAAAUCAUCAAUCCGGCUUUCCAUGUUGAGAAGCUCAAGCAAAUGGUACCUGCAUUUUAUGUGAGUUGCAGUGAGAUGAUUCAGAAAUGGGAAGAAAUGGUAACGAAAGAAAGCUCGUGUGAAGUGGAUGUAUGGCCUCAUCUUCAAACGCUUGCGGCAGAUGUAAUUUCACGUACAUCAUUUGGUAGUAGUUUUGAGGAAGGAAGAAAGAUAUUUGAGCUUCAAAAAGAACUUGGGGAGUUCGUUAUUGAAGCUAUAAUGUCAGUUUAUAUUCCAGGAUCAAAGUUUUUGCCAACAAAAAGCAAUAUAAGGAUGAAAGAGAUCGAUGAGGAAGUGAAGGCUAAGAUAAAGGGCAUAAUCAAUAAACGAGUUGUUGCUAUGAAGAACGGGGAAAGCAUCAAUGAUGAUCUCCUAGGCAUUCUUUUAGAUUCCAAUUACAAAGAAAUUAAACAACACGAGAAUAGCAAUUUUGGAUUAAGCAUUGAGGAAGUCGUUGAAGAAUGCAAGCUUUUCUAUUUAGCUGGGCAGGUGACCACAGGAAAUAUGCUUGUUUGGACUAUGAUUUUACUAGGUCAAUACAAGGACUGGCAGACACGUGCUAGAGAGGAAAUUUUACAAGUCUUUGGAGGGAAAAGACCGGAUAUUGACGGAUUGAAUCACUUAAAAGUUAUCAACAUGAUUUUUAAUGAGGUUCUUAGAUUGUAUCCGCCACUUGGAUUUCUAAGACGACUAAUACAUGAAGAAACAAAAUUAAGAAACAUAAUCUUGCCGGCAGGAACCCUCCUCAACCUAAACACGCUAUUUUUACACCACGACCAAGAUAUAUGGGGUGAAGAUGUGAACGAGUUCAAACCCGAAAGAUUUUCCGAAGGUGUGCUAAAGGCGACCAAAGGACAAGCGUCCUAUGUCCCGUUUGGGGGUGGACCACGUAUAUGUAUCGGACAAAAUUUUGCUAUGCUAGAAGCUAAAAUGGCGUUCGCAAUGAUUCUACAAUGCUUCUCUUUCGAUAUAUCUCCAUUGUACUCGCAUGCUCCGCAUAAUAUACUUACUCUAGAACCUCAAUUUGGCGCUCAAUUAAUUUUACACAAACUUUAGGGAGUUUUUAGGAAGUUUGUUGUUUGUUUUACUUUUUAAAAGUAUGUUGUAUUAUAUUUCUAUUGUUGUGAUGAUGUAUAUCCAGUUUAACAUAUCUAUUACUCAUGUUAUU